AAAUUUGGAUAUUUCCCUAAGUUUAAGUACUAAAGUGACCCGUAAUGACUCAUACAUAUUUUUGGGAAGUUUUGUAUUGAUUGGUUAUUGUUAUUGCACGAAAUCCUAAAAAAUUGCCUUCAAAAUCGACUGUAAAGAAAUCCAAGAAAAUUUGUGGGUUAUACACCCUUUACGAUUCUUCAUCAUUACCCACUAUGAGUCUUACAGAAUUCGCCAUGAAAGUUGUUGGAACUAGAGGCCCCAGGGCUAUUGUCUAGUGAUAAGAGGAGGAAGAAGUGAUGUGUGGAUUGGCGCACGUCACAGGCUCGAAUCGUGGCGCAGACAAAAGCGUAUUUAAGUGGAGAAGGGUAAAGGCAUCCAUGAGUUUCGAACUGUGUACUACUGGCCCUCGGGAUUUCUCGGUCGAAGAACUGGCCUUUCUUAUCAAAGAUAAUCUUCCUUGCAAGCAUCUUAUCCUAGCUGUGGAAGAGACCCUAGUCAAUUUCCUUCUUGAUGAUACCAGUUCUAGUGGGGUCUUGGAGCUAGAACCAAUGAAUCCAUAUAACCGUCUUCUCUUACAUCGGCUUGCUGAUAUUUUUGGAUUUUCUCAUCAGUCAGUUGGUGAAGGGGAAGAACGGCACUUGGUUUUGGAGCGUUGCUCAGAGACAUCAGUACCUUCCAUUCUCAUUAGUGAUCUCCUGUGGCAGUAUGACGAACUACAAUCUCCAAGGACUGUAGAUGUAAUAUAUAGAAGAAAAGAAGGUUCUGAAGUGUUGUUCAAAGGCUCAUUUAAGGCUCACUUAAGCCCUGAUGCUCAGAAAAGCUCGGGAGGGUGCUUGGCCUCGCUUCAGUGUAGGCAAGGCUAUAAGGCGCACACACCGAUUGCCCAUGAAUUCUAUCUUGAAUCCAGCGAGUCAAAGGUAGAAGAGACACCAACACCAAUCUUUAACAUUUCCCUUGAGGAGAGGGAAGAAGCAUAUCUGGCUGCCCGAAAACAGAUUUUUUCUGGUGAUCAAGGUGAGACAAGACAAUGUAUGAAAGAUAGGCCUCGAAAAGAUCCUAUGGUUGCCCGUCGUAUGAUUGCACAUGCACUUGGCCAAAGAAUCAGGCCAUCUAACCUUGAGAUCCUCCAUGCAAAUACUGAGGAAUGUGAAGAAAAAACCAAGGAUGUAAAUAUCCAGCAUAAGGACGAAGGUCGGAUAAAUUUGGGCAAGCAGACUCAUAUGGAGGUCAAAACUCCCCCUGCAAAAUAUCCGGAUUCCGGUGGUAAGCUUAAAAGCAGCGUAUCGAAUGGUAGUAAAACACCACAUAUUAAGAAGAUAACACCUAAAAACACUGAUGGGACAGGUUCCUCGACGCAAGUGAAAAAGGAGGGGAAGGUUAACAAAGAGAGUAUUCGUGAAGAACAUAUUGGUGCUGCUAAGAGAAUAUUUGCCAAUGCUCUAGGAUUUGCAAGAGAAGGGAAUCUUUCAAAAUGAGGUGCACCAACUUGCAGCAGUCUAAAAUUGGAAUUAUAAUGUAUUCUUCUUGAAAUGCUUGAAGAGUAGCCCAGCCACACAAACCAUUGAAGUAAUCAAUGAUCUUGGAGCACUUUGUGAUGCUCUUGUGAAAUCUGAGCCAUGAGGAAAGUGACUGGUAUAAUUUUGUCCCAGCUUUUGAUAGGUUCAUUGAAUUUGUUCAUCAAGUAACUAUUGGGGUAUGGAAGUGAAAGCUACUGAAUCCAAGUCAUGGCCACAUUAAGGUCGUAAAGCUGGUGAGGUUUGCCUCGGCUGUCUGCUUUCCUGUCAGCAUCAUCCGGCAGAUUUUCUCUUCAGGGAAACUCUUUGGUGACCACAUCCUUCAUUUUCUUUGGCUUCUCCUCUUUAUGAUGUAAAACUUUAAUACAGUUCCUUAGAUCACAGACCAUCUAAUGAGCUUGUCUGGUUUGGUAAUACCUCAAGUUUUCACUUUGGCUUUUUGGCCAUGGAAUUGCAUGUUUAUCAACGUUGUGCAGAUUGCAGUGGUACACCUGAAAUCUGGAUUUGUUAAUGAAUGAGUUUUAACUGUUUAA
This is a messenger RNA of Nicotiana tabacum (common tobacco), 2029 nucleotides long. RefSeq lists its product as uncharacterized. NCBI's taxonomy places the organism in Eukaryota, Viridiplantae, Streptophyta, Magnoliopsida, Solanales, Solanaceae. Gene Ontology annotation, molecular function: nucleic acid binding. The record is from RefSeq and is a predicted model, not a curated record.